ACGGACAGAGAGAAUUCCAUCCGGCGACGGAACGUCGAAAACUUACCGACCAAGCAGAUUCGAUGAUCGGAGUCAUGGCGACCGGCGAUAAUUGAUUCACCGGAAGCAGAAGACAAUGGAUGGUGAGGAGACACGGGACAGACUGUCAAGGGAAUCUGCGCUCUCGUGGCCGGACUAUAUGAGGUGUAAACCGUACACGGACGAAGGGAGUAGUACGAUCGCAAAAAUAUUGUACUAAUAUUUUGUAUCAAGGCUGAAAUUCUUAAGUUAGCUGCCAGAACCCGGCCGGCCGAGUCUCGUCCCAAAAUUUGGUUCGCGCCCGGUACCCAUUCCUGAGCUAACCGAAAACUCAAAACUGUAAAAUCUAGCACAUUUCUCUCUCAUUUUCCGGGGAACUCCGAAUCUUCUGAAGAAAAAUUCUCGGUUGUCAAUGGACUCUCGUCAUGCAUCGCUGGGUCGACGGACGCUUGAGGAAAUUCGUCAGAAGAGAGCCGCAGAGAGAAUGAUCAAAGCGUCUUCUGGACCUGAUCUGACCAUUGCUGUUGCUAGCUCUAAUGAUGUUCCCCAAAUAAGAAGAUCAGAGAGUGGAAAUCGGCUCGCGGAGAAUGACAUUGCAGGCUUGGUUUCUCAAUUACAGCAGAUGCAAAAGAAGAAUGCUGAUCUCGAAGAAGAAAACAAAACUCUGAUCUCAAAGCUUUGGACAAUAGAAGCUGAGAAUGACACAUUCCAGAAGCGUCUCAAUGAUUUGGAGCAAAAUACUGUACCAUCAUUGCGGAAAGCACUCAGGGAUGUGGCAAUGGAAAAAGAUGCCGCGGUGGUUUCAAGGGAGGAUCUAUCAGCGCAGAUUCGUACUCUUAAGAAACAGUUAAAGGAGGCAGAAGAAGAGCAGUAUCGGGCUGAGGAGGAUGCAGCAGCUCUCCGAGCCGAAUUAAACUCGUUACAGCAACAAUCUAUGAGUGGUCCACCUAGUAGCACCACCUCAGUGGGCUUUUCACCUGAUCACAUGCAAACUGUUGAAAAGGAGCUUGCCAACUUAAGAUCUCUUCUUGAGCAAGAGUCUAUGUUGAGAGAAAAAGAGCAACAACGGCUAGCUGAGGAGCUGACUCGGACAUCUACCCUUACUUCACAAAAGCAAGACUUAGAAGAGAAGCUUUCAUCUCUUUCCAAAAAGGUGUCAGAAGAUAUCUCUCAAAAGGCUUCUGGUGACACAUUCUCAGUGAAGGAAAAGGAGAAACUUGAGAAGCAAUUGCAUGAAAUGGCUGUAGCCAUUGAAAGAUUGGAAAGCAGCAGGCAGAAACUGCUGAUGGAGAUCGAUUCUCAGUCCUCAGAAAUAGAGAGACUGUUUGAAGAAAAUUCUAAUCUCUCAUCUGCGAAUGAGGAAGUGAUGGGAAUGGUAGUGCAGUGGGAAAAUAAGGUAAAAGAAUGUUUGAAACAAAAUGAGGAGCUACGAGUCUUGUUAGACAAAAUAAGAAAUGAACAAGCAGGAAUAGGAAAUACAAAUGACAAGUUAAUGCAUAGAGGGUUGUUUGGAUCCAAUAAAGAAGUGGAAAAUGGCACUCAAGCCCCAAGUUAUGAAGCUGAUAUUGUAUCCCUCCAGGAUCAACUUGUGAAAGAACAGAGCAGAGCAGAAGCAUUGUCUGCACAAGUUCUAAAACUAUCGGUACAACUCCAGCAAGCCACGCAAGCAUACAAUGGUCUAGCCCGCAUCUACAAGCCUGUGUUACGCAACAUUGAGGGCAGUCUUUUAAAGAUGAAGCAAGACGGGCCAGAGGUUUUGCUGAGAGCAUGAGAUCAAAGAUUAAAAUUUGUCGAUAUUGUUUUUUUUCCUUACUUUAUUGGCUCAAAGAAUGUGUUUCACACUUUCACAUAUGUAUUAGAUUAAAAGUUGUCUUGUUUAACGUGGUCAUUGGAUGUGGUUUUCUUUUGACACAUGACAUGUAAUAUCGGAAAUUGUUCUUUC
Messenger RNA from Cuscuta campestris, 1960 nucleotides. NCBI's taxonomy places the organism in Eukaryota, Viridiplantae, Streptophyta, Magnoliopsida, Solanales, Convolvulaceae. The record is from the annotation of a GenBank genome assembly.